UUUAAUUGAAUCCCCAUGCCUCCAUCUCUGAAGAUCAUUAAGAACAUGGAGAAGUACAGACAAGCUGCUAAACUGGAGAUCAAUGUCCUGGAGAAAAUCAACGAGAAAGACCCACACAACAAACAUCAAUGUGUUCAGAUGCUGGACUGGUUUGACUACCAUGGUCAUGUGUGUAUCUCCAUGGAGCUGCUAGCCCUCAGCACUUUUGACUUCCUGAAGGAGAACAACUUCCUGCCGUACUGUAUGGAUCACAUCCGCCAGAUGGCCUACCAGAUCUGCCUCGCUGUCAACUUUCUCCAUAUCAACAAGCUGACCCACACUGACCUCAAACCUGAGAACAUCCUGUUUGUCAACUCUGACUACACCAUCACUUACAACGCUGAGAAGGUGAGAGGGAGGGGGAGGGCUUCCUUCAUCACUCUCUUCUUUACCUACGCUAAAGUUCAAGGGGGCCGAAUACUUUCGCAAGGCACUGUAUCUACACGCCACUACCGCGCUCCUGAAGUUAUUCUGGAGCUGGGCUGGAGUCAUCCGUGUGAUGUCUGGAGUAUCGGCUGCAUCCUGUUUGAGUACUAUGAAGGCUUCACCCUAUAUCAGACCCAUGACAACCAGGAGCACCUGGCCAUGAUGGAGAGAGUACGGGGACCUCUCCCCUCUACGAUGAUCUGCAAGACCAGAUAACACAUGAUGACAGUUACACACACACACAUACACACUCCUCACAGACACACAUACACACUCCUCAUAGACACACAUACACACUCCUCACAGACACACAUACACACUCCUCA
This is a messenger RNA of Oncorhynchus mykiss (rainbow trout), 791 nucleotides long. Lineage: Eukaryota; Metazoa; Chordata; Actinopteri; Salmoniformes; Salmonidae. The record is from RefSeq and is a predicted model, not a curated record.